AACCAGUUUGUUAUUGACACUAAAUCAAUACCAACACUUCUAGUUAACGCACACACAUACAUACCUACCUACCUACACACACACACACAUGCAUACAUACACACACAGAAACUAAACGCAACUUGAAAAUUGGAUCUCUAAUUUAAUAAUCGCAAUUAAAGGAAGAGGACGAUAAGGAGGAUUUGGCACACAAUAGUAAUAAUGGUGACAUUGUUUCGUUGAAAUAAAUUCUAUUGAAUAUUGAAGAGAAGAAUGUCAGAAUGUAUGCACUCCAUGGUCUGAUGGAUUUAUCGCCAUUUUUUCGUAUGAUCAUUAUAUAUCUCAUUGGAAUGUUUGGUGGUGGACUAGUUGUCCACCUUUAUCACUUACAACGUGAGGAUAAUUUAUAUACAUCAGUUAUCAGUGCUGCUAAAUCACCACAAUUGUUGACUAAUGAUGACGCGUAUAAACAGUUGAUUCACUCCAAUGAUUCAAUUCAUGAACAUGCUUUACAACAUUUGGCUGAAGCAACAUUGGCCAACGCAUUGGCUGAACAAGUACGUGUAUUCUGUUGGAUAGUUACAAUGCCAAAAAAUCAUCAGUCAAAAGCUGUUCACGUUAAAGCAACAUGGGCUGGUCGAUGCAAUAAAUAUUUAUUUAUUAGUAGUGAAAAGGAUGAAAAACUUCCAUCAAUAGCUGCAGUUAACAAAGAAGGCCGUGAUAUGCUAUGGAAUAAAACAGCUGAAGCGAUCAAAUAUAUUGCAAAGCAUUAUAUUAAUGAUUACGAUUACUUUUUGAAAGCAGAUGAUGACUCUUAUGUUAUUGUCGAAAAUCUACGUAAAAUUCUAUACAAACACAAUCCUGAUGAACCCUUCAUUAUGGGUAGACGAUUUAAGCCAUAUGUUAAACAAGGUUAUAUGUCUGGUGGCGGGGGUUAUGUCCUGUCACGUGCUGGUGUUAUCAAUAUAGCCAAUGGUUUACAGAAUACCACAAAUUGUAUAAAUAAUAAAUAUACAUUUGCUGAAGAUGUCAAACUUGGUCUUUGCGCUGAAGCUACACACGUCAGCGUAGUUGACAGUUUAGAUGCAGAAGGCCGUGAAUGUUUCCAUCCUUUCUCUCCCUCCAGUAUGCUUACAAAAGAUCCCAAAGGUUAUCCUGACUGGUUUUUAAAGUAUAAUUACCAUAGAAUAGAUACAGGUUUCGACUGCUGCAGUGAUUAUGCGGUGUCUUUUCAUUACAUAACACCAGAAGAAAUGUAUCUCUUUGAAUAUAUGCUCUACCAUUUACAUCCAUAUGGUAUACAUCGAGAUUUUAUGGAUUUAAUGAACUAUUUACAGAAGAAAAGUAUUUCUUAGCGUAUAUACAUUCAAUGUAUAAAUAGACAACUAGCCUUCUUCUUUACCUUAGCUACACUUGUGUUAUUUUACUGUUUAAUAUAUUUCAAUUUUAUCACAGUACAUAUCAUUAAAUGAAUUUAAGUCACAUUCAUGAUCAGGGAAUUUCUAAGCUGAUCAAGGCCAUGACAGGGCAUGUUAAGUAGAUUUCGGCCUAAUAUUUAUUUGCUUUAUUUUUCAAAUUGUAACAAACUAUUUAUGUACUGCCUUCUAUUUUCUUUAUCUAUUUUUUUCUUACUGGUUCCUUUUAUAAUAUUGAGAAGUAUUGUGUACAGACUACUGUGUGCCUGUGUACGUGUGAGUUUUAUGCGAGGUGAUUAGGGCUUAAUUUCUAUAAGGCAUUAAUGUAAUGAUGUCUCAGUAAUGUGUAUUGGUCAACUUGGCUUGUUUCUACAUGUUUUAAUAGUAUUUGUAUUUGUACACACUGAAUAAAUUUACUGCCCUUUCCUAUCUGUUGUACAAAAGAAAACACAUGUAUCUGCGUGGAUGUACAUAAUGUAGAUAAUGGAUAAAUAAAG
Messenger RNA from Trichobilharzia szidati, 1891 nucleotides. NCBI's taxonomy places the organism in Eukaryota, Metazoa, Platyhelminthes, Trematoda, Strigeidida, Schistosomatidae. The record is from the annotation of a GenBank genome assembly.